This is a messenger RNA of Staurois parvus, 332 nucleotides long. The record is from the annotation of a GenBank genome assembly. Lineage: Eukaryota; Metazoa; Chordata; Amphibia; Anura; Ranidae.
AUGGGUCCCUGUACGGCCUCCCAUUGCUGCUGUCUCCAUCGCCACACUCUGCCAUGUGCCACUUUCAGGUCUCCUCACACUGCUGGUGGUUUCCAUUUUUGUCAUAGGGUGCUGUAUGGCUUCCCAUUGCUGCUGCCUUCCACCGCCACACUGUGGCUCCACACUGGUUUUGGCCCCGUGACUGGCCAAAUGAGUGAAGUGGUGCGGUGCUGAUUCUAAAUCGACGGCACUCAUCUGCAUGUCAUACUGCCUGACAGUAUUAUUUCUCUUCCCCUCAGCAGGGACUCCAAGGGCAUGUAAAUUAAAGGUACAGUGUUUCAGCACUAAUAUUA